Capronia epimyces CBS 606.96 is the source of this 2589-nucleotide messenger RNA. RefSeq names its product endoribonuclease ysh1. NCBI's taxonomy places the organism in Eukaryota, Fungi, Ascomycota, Eurotiomycetes, Chaetothyriales, Herpotrichiellaceae. The transcript is spliced from 3 exons. Gene Ontology annotation, cellular component: mRNA cleavage and polyadenylation specificity factor complex. The coding region runs from base 1 to 2589 and encodes 862 amino acids. The record is from RefSeq and is a predicted model, not a curated record. Gene Ontology annotation, molecular function: 5'-3' exonuclease activity; RNA endonuclease activity; RNA binding. Gene Ontology annotation, biological process: mRNA 3'-end processing by stem-loop binding and cleavage.
AUGGCGACGAAAAGAAAGGCUGCGGCCAUGACUUCGGUCGGAGAAGAGGACCCUGUUGACCCUUCAGAUGAGCUCGUGUUUAUUGGGCUGGGCGGAUGUCAAGAGGUCGGGCGAUCAUGUCAUAUUCUACAAUACAAGGGCAAGACUGUUAUGCUUGAUGCCGGUAUGCAUACAGGCCGCGAAGGCAUGUCAGCCAUGCCCUAUUUCGACGAUUUCGAUCUCAGUACUGUGGACAUACUUUUAAUCAGCCAUUUCCAUCUUGACCACGCGGCAGCAUUGCCUUAUGUUCUAGCGAAGACCGACUUCAAAGGACGAGUCUUCAUGACGCACCCUACCAAAGCAAUAUACAAAUGGCUCAUUCAAGACUCUGUCAGAGUGAGUAACACAUCAUCUACUUCUGACCAGAGGACGUCGCUCUACACUGAAGCCGACCACAUCUCGACCCUACCACAAAUCGAAACAAUCGAUUUCUACACUACGCACACCGUCUCAGGGGUCAGAAUCACCCCGUACCCAGCUGGCCAUGUCCUCGGAGCCGCCAUGUUUCUAAUCAAUAUUGCCGGACUCAACAUAUUUUUCACCGCCGACUAUUCACGGGAACAAGAUCGGCAUCUAGUUGCCGCUGAAGUCCCUAACAAGGCAACCGUGGGCAAAAUUGAUUUGCUCAUCACGGAAUCGACAUUCGGGAUCUCGAAUGCGCCACCUCGAGCAGAAAGAGAAACUGCGCUCCUCAAAUCGAUUACGAACACCCUGAAUCGUGGCGGCAAGGUGCUCAUGCCGGUUUUUGCCCUGGGCCGAGCGCAGGAACUUCUUCUUAUUCUCGAAGACUACUGGUCCAAGCAUGCGGAACUUCAAAAGUAUCCCAUAUACUACACAGGCAAUACGGCACGGAAGUGUAUGGUGGUAUAUCAGACAUACAUCAAUGCCAUGAAUGACAACAUAAAGCGCAUUUUCCGUGAGCGUAUGGCCGAGGCGGAGGCCGCUGGGAAUGCCAAAGGUGUCAGCGCAGGUCCCUGGGAUUUUCGCUUUGUUCGAAGCCUGCGGAAUCUUGAUAGAUUCGAUGAUGUGGGUGGGUGCGUGAUGUUGGCUUCGCCGGGUAUGCUGCAAUCCGGCAUGUCUCGUGUCCUGCUCGAACGAUGGGCACCAGAUCAACGGAAUGGGGUGGUCAUGACAGGCUACAAUGUUGAAGGAACCAUGGCUCGAACCAUUCUGUCAGAACCCGAAAUGAUCCCUGCGAUAAUGAGUGGCGGCAAUACUGGUGUAGGUCAAGCAAUGGGCCGAAAGACCAGAGACGACGAAGGAGCGGUAAUGAUCCCGCGACGAUGUACUGUUGAGGAGUUUCAGUUCGCGGCCCACGUCACCGGAGUCGAAAAUGUGGACUUCAUCGAGCAGGUUGCGGCGCCUCAUGUCAUUCUUGUCCACGGGGAACGAUCACAAGCCGCACGGCUAAGAUCAAGACUUUUGGAUUUGAACUCUCGACGGCUGGCAAGCAACCCAGGCGCCCAUCAGACCAAAGUAUACAGUCCAGAAAAUGGCGCCGAAAUCAAGAUCCCCUUCCGAAAAGACAAAGUGGCCAAAGUGGUGGGAAAGCUUGCUCAAAUACCUCCACCCACAUCCACCGACCCGGAUGAUACCAGGGUGGUCAGUGGAGUACUGGUACAGAAUGGCUUCAAGCUCAGCCUCAUGGCCCCUGAAGAUCUACGAGAGUAUGCCGGGCUGACUACCACUACGAUUUUGUGUCGACAGCAUAUCACUCUUGCCGCUGCCGGGAUCGAGCUGAUUCGCUGGGCUCUUGAAGGCACCUUUGGCAGUAUCGACGAAGUAGGGUCUAUCAAACCGGAUGUGAAAGAUCAUGGCUCAGACCAGGGCAAGACGACAGGCGAGCUGACGAAUGGACAAAACGGCGUCAAAUAUGAGGAGGCCGACGAAGAGAUCGUGACUGAGCCUCCGCGCACUUUCCUCAUCAUGGGCUGCAUCACUCUCAAGUGGUCGGGUCGAGACAAGGAGAUCGAACUGGAAUGGGAAGGCAACACCAUGAAUGAUGGAAUUGCAGAUGCCGUGAUGGCAGUGCUGAUGACGGUCGAAAGCAGCCCUGCGGCUGUCAAAUACUCGUCGAGCAAGUCGUCUCACUCACAUGACGUUCAUCCUGAAAAGAAGACGCUCCCACACAACGAGCACACCGGCCUGACGCCCCAAGAACGCUUCUUGAGGCUUUGCAUGUUUCUUGAAGAGCAGUUCGGUGAUGCCAUCACACCCAUAGAGAAGCCCAGGUUGCAGUUUCAAGCCGACAUCAAAGUGAUGACGGAAAAUGGGGAACGCAAAAAGGAGGAGGAUCGGUCGGAGGACGAAGACGACGACGACGACAUGGAAAGUGCCGAGGCGGCCGAGUGUGCGCGAUUGGCCGCCUUGGGCAUUCCAGUUCCCGGCUUGGAAAUUCGAUUCGACAAGCAUGUUGCGAAGCUGUGGCUGGAGAACCUGGAUGUUGAAUGUUCGAACACUGUUUUAAGAGAUCGGGUUAAGGCCGUGGUGGAGAGAGCCGUGGAAACCAUUGCCCCAUUAUGGACCGUUCGCGGACAGUCAAAGAACUAA